Messenger RNA from Paraglomus brasilianum, 666 nucleotides. Lineage: Eukaryota; Fungi; Glomeromycota; Glomeromycetes; Paraglomerales; Paraglomeraceae. The record is from the annotation of a GenBank genome assembly.
AUGGAUGAACUCACCCAAGCUUGCAGCUUGAUGGAUAACUUGAUAGCGAAGCGUCACUUAUUAACAGCUGUCAAGUCAGAGAACUUUGAAUUAUUUCCUAAUGACAUACUGUCACUCAUGCCUGCUGAUAAAACUAGCCAUGGAAAUGCUCUAAAAGAGUAUGCAGCGAGGGAAAGAUUUGAAAUGGAAAAUCUACAGUCAGAACUGGAGUUUAUUCAACAGAGUGAUGACAGAGAGAUUGACGACAAGUUGCUUGUCGAACUAAGGGAAAUAUCAUCUACUUUAAAUCGACAUCUGGCCAAAUUUGUGGACGUCUAUGAUAACGAGCUUGCCAUAUGGACAAAGAAUACUAAUGCAGAGAAAAUCGAAUUUGGAUUGGGACCAAGAGUGCGAGAAGCUCACAUACGCAUCUGCCAGUUGCAUGAGACUCUCAACAACAUGGAAGAAAUACGUAAGACACACAAUGACAUUAUGUAUGACGCACCAGGCUGUUCCCGCAAUGUACAGUAUUCGGAACAGAAUACUGAUGAGAUGAAUUCAAAUACCCAGUUAAGCAAUGAUGCUAUUGUUAAGUUGGAGCUCGUGGACGCAAUAUUAAGAGAUGGUCUUUUGAGGAGAAAACGCGGGGUAGCCAAUAAAUCCAUCAAUACAGCCACUUCAUUAUAA